GGGUCGGUGCCUCCUGCCCACCUGCGCCCUGCCCGACCAGGGAUCAGCACCCUUCCGAGCGUCCCUACAUGACACCCUGCCUGCCCGGCUCAGAACCGCAGUGCGAGCAGCUGGUGCAGGGCGCACGGGGCAGCGGGGCCAUGCGGACGCGGGGCUGCGCGGUGCUCUGGGUGCUACUGCUGGCUCAGGUGGGUGGGCAGGCACCUGCGUGCGCCGUGGGACCCGCACCGGCGGCGCCUGGGAACCCGAGCGAUCCGCACCGUCCUCCUCCGGCGGAGCGCCGGGACCUAGCGGAAGAGGGCGAGUAUGCCCUGGUGUGGGCCUACGAGGUGGACCCACUGGGAGACUACAUGUCCCGUGAGCUCACGCAUCGCCAGCGGCAGCGGAGGGCAGUGGCACCGGGAGGGAGCGACUCUCUCCACCUCCGGCUGAAGGGCUCCGGACACGAUUUCCACUUGGAUUUGAAAAGUUCUGGUCACCUUGUGGCCCCUGGAUUUACCGUGCAGACCUUUGGGAAGGGAGGUACCAGAUCUGUGCAGACCUUCCCAUCAGAAGACUUCUGUUUCUACCAAGGCUCCUCACGGUCCCACAGAAAUUCCUCCGUGGCCCUUUCCACCUGCCAAGGCUUGUCAGGCAUGAUCCGGACGGAAGAUGCAGAUUACUUCCUCAAGCCUCUGCCUCCACACCUGGCCGGCCAGGCCAGCAGUUCUGCCGAGGGCCGUCCUCCCUCCCACGUACUGUACAAGAGAUCCUUGUCCCCAGCUCCCAGGUCCAGCCAGGUGCCGUUGAGCACCAGCGGCUGGGAGCCGCCCAGUCCGCACUCACGCAGCCUUCACCUGGGGCUCCCUGGAAAGCAGCAUUUCUGUGGAAGACGCAAGAAAUAUAUGCCCCAGCCUCCCAGAGAAGACCUGUUCAUCUUGCCUGAUGAGUAUAGCUCUUGCUUACGGCACAAACGCUCUCUCUUGAAGUCCCAUAAAAAUGAAGAACUGAACGUGGAGACAUUGGUGGUGGUUGACAAGAGGAUGAUGGAAAACCAUGGCCAUGAAAAUAUCACUACCUAUGUGCUAACAAUACUUAACAUGGUGUCGGCUUUAUUCAAGGAUGGGACGAUAGGAGGGAACAUCAACAUUGCAAUUGUAGGCCUGAUUCUUCUGGAAGAUGAACAGCCAGGACUCGUGAUAACUCAUCACGCAGACCAGACUUUGAGUAGCUUCUGUCAGUGGCAAUCUGGAUUGAUGGGGAAAGACGGGACGCGACAUGAUCAUGCCAUCUUGCUGACUGGCCUGGACAUAUGUUCCUGGAAGAAUGAGCCCUGUGACACCCUGGGAUUUGCACCCAUAAGCGGAAUGUGUAGUAAAUAUCGCAGCUGCACCAUUAAUGAAGAUACAGGUCUUGGGCUGGCUUUUACCAUCGCUCACGAGUCAGGACACAACUUUGGCAUGGUCCAUGAUGGAGAAGGAAAUGCAUGCAGAAAGUCUGAGGGCAACAUCAUGUCUCCUACAUUGGCAGGACGCAACGGGGUCUUCUCCUGGUCACCCUGCAGCCGCCAGUAUCUGCACCAGUUUUUAAGCACUGCUCAAGCUGUGUGUCUGGCUGACCAGCCCAAGCCUGUGAAGGAAUACAAGUACCCUGAGAAGCUGCCGGGAGAGCUGUAUGAUGCAGACACACAGUGCAAGUGGCAGUUUGGAGAGAAGGCCAAGCUGUGCAUGCUGGACUUUAAGAAGGACAUCUGUAAGGCUCUAUGGUGCCAUCAGAUUGGCAGAAAGUGUGAGACCAAAUUUAUGCCAGCUGCAGAGGGAACCCUCUGUGGGCCAAACAUGUGGUGCCGUGGAGGGCAGUGUGUGAAGUACGGCGAUGAAGGCCCCAAACCCACUCAUGGAAAGUGGUCCUCUUGGUCGGCUUGGUCCCCUUGUUCCAGGACCUGUGGGGGAGGGGUGUCCCACAGAGACCGCCUCUGCACCAAUCCCAGCCCAUCCCAUGGAGGGAAGUUUUGCGAGGGCUCCACUCGCACCCUGAAGCUUUGCAACCGUCAGCAGUGCCCCCUCGGCAGCAUGGACUUCCGUGCUGUUCAGUGUGCCGAGUACAACAGCAAGAGGUUCCGUGGCUGGCACUACAAGUGGAAGCCUUACACACAAGUGGAAGAUCAGGACUUAUGCAAACUCUACUGUAUCGCAGAAGGAUUUGAUUUCUUCUUUUCUUUGUCAAAUAAAGUCAAAGAUGGGACUCCAUGCUCGGAGGAUAGCCGUAAUGUUUGUGUAGAUGGGAUAUGUGAGAGAGUUGGGUGUGACAACAUCCUGGGAUCCAAUGCUACUGAAGACUCAUGUGGGGUGUGCAAGGGAAAUAACUCAAACUGCACUACUCACAGGGGCCUACACACCGCGCACCACCACACCAACCGGUACUAUCACGUGGUCACGAUACCCUCUGGAGCCCGGAGUAUUCGCAUCUGUGAAGUGAACAUAUCUGCAUCCUACAUUUCUGUGCGCAAUGACCUCCAACGGUACUACCUGAAUGGCCACUGGACUGUGGACUGGCCUGGCCGAUACAAGUUUUCAGGCACCACCUUCAACUACAGGCGCCCCUUGAAUGAGCCGGAGAGCCUAACCUCCGUUGGACCAACAAACGAAACCCUGAUUGUGGAGCUUCUGUUUCAGGGAAGGAACCUGGGCAUUGCCUGGGAAUAUUCGGUGCCUCCCUUGGGGGCCAAAAAGCAGCCAGCUGCCCCACCCAGCUACAGUUACACAUGGGCCAUAGUACACUCCGAGUGCUCUGCCACCUGUGGAGCGGGCCAGAUGACCACCAGGGUCGGCUGCUACAGAGACCUAAGAGUUCCAGUGAAUGCAUCCUUCUGCAAUCCCCAGACUCGACCUGCUGCAGGGCUGGUGUCUUGCAAAGUCUCUGCCUGUCCUCCCAGCUGGUCCAUGGGAAACUGGAGCACCUGCAGCUGCACAUGUGGAGGGGGUACCCAGAGCCGGCUUGUGCAGUGCACCCGGCGUGCCCACCACGGCACAGAGCCUGUUGAGGCUAUCCUCUGUCCACAGCCCAUGCCUCCCACCUGGCAAGCCUGCAACACCCAGAGCUGCCCACCUGCGUGGAGCACCGGACCCUGGGCAGAGUGUUCCAGGACAUGCGGGAAGGGCUGGUGGAGGAGGACUGUGACCUGCAAGAGCACCAACCCCACGGCCAGAGCCAAGUUGCUGCCUGAGGCUGUCUGCAGUGCACAGCCCAAGCCCAGGUCUCAGGGUGCCUGCCUGCUCCAGAGGUGCCACAAGCCUAGCAAGCUGCAGUGGCUGGUGUCCACCUGGUCCCAGUGUUCUGUGUCAUGUGAAAGAGGGACCCAGAAAAGAUUCUUCAAAUGUGCAGAAAAAUACAUUUCUGGCAAGUACCGAGAGCUGGCCACCAAGAAGUGCCUGCACCUGCCGAAGCCCAGGCUGCAGCUGGAACGUACCUGCAGCCUGCCUCCCUGCCCCAGGCACCCACUGUUUGCUGCUGCCGGGCCCUCAAGGAGCAGCUGGUUUACAUCACCCUGGUCUCAGUGCACGGCCAGCUGUGGGGGUGGUGUCCAGACGAGGCUUGUGCGUUGCCUAGCAGCCGGCCGGCCAUCCUCAAGCUGCUUCUCCCACCAGAAGCCCAUAGCCGCCCAGGCCUGCAACACUCGCUUCUGCCCCGUCACAGAAAAGAAAGAUGCAUUCUGCAAAGACCACUUCCCCUGGUGCUACUUGGUGCCCCAGCACGGGCUGUGCAGCCAUGAGUUCUACAGCAAACAGUGUUGCAAGGCCUGCUCCACAUCCAAACUGUGAGCUGGGACAGUCCCGCCUGCAAAGAAGGCUGACCCAGAUGAGCUGCUGCAGCCUGCUCAGGAAGCAAGGAGCCUGUGCUAGGUUCUUGGGCUUGGAGGAGUGCUGGCACUUUGCUGUGAGCCUUCCUGUGGGCAUAGCAGGUGCAGCCCCGGCCCCAUGGGACUG
Molecule: messenger RNA, 3965 nt
Organism: Ochotona princeps (American pika)
Lineage: Eukaryota; Metazoa; Chordata; Mammalia; Lagomorpha; Ochotonidae
Gene: ADAMTS16
Product: ADAM metallopeptidase with thrombospondin type 1 motif 16
Exons: 23
Coding region: 69-3800 (1243 amino acids)
Biological process (GO): proteolysis; extracellular matrix organization
Cellular component (GO): extracellular matrix
Molecular function (GO): metalloendopeptidase activity
Source: RefSeq, a predicted model, not a curated record